This is a messenger RNA of Dinoponera quadriceps, 2567 nucleotides long. RefSeq names its product ADP-ribosylation factor-like protein 8B-A (gene Arl8). Gene Ontology annotation, molecular function: GTPase activity; GTP binding. Gene Ontology annotation, cellular component: lysosomal membrane. The transcript is spliced from 3 exons. The coding region runs from base 162 to 722 and encodes 186 amino acids. NCBI's taxonomy places the organism in Eukaryota, Metazoa, Arthropoda, Insecta, Hymenoptera, Formicidae. The record is from RefSeq and is a predicted model, not a curated record. Gene Ontology annotation, biological process: anterograde axonal transport; protein transport.
AUUUCAAUGCCCUCGGCGGCGGACAGUCUGACGUAUCCCGACGGUACCCCUGGCGGAUACAGCGAAAUCUAUACGUCAAAAGGUACGAGCGGCCGUAUUUUGAAGGGGGUUUCCAUUUUAACCUCUCGGUCGGACCUGGAUUUGGCCGUGCGUAAUUCAACAUGUUGGCCCUUAUUAAUCGGAUCUUGGACUGGUUCAAGUCCCUCUUCUGGAAGGAGGAGAUGGAACUGACUCUCGUCGGCUUGCAGUACAGUGGAAAGACUACCUUCGUGAAUGUCAUAGCGUCUGGGCAAUUUAGCGAAGACAUGAUACCAACGGUGGGCUUCAAUAUGCGUAAAAUAACAAAGGGCAAUGUCACUAUAAAAGUAUGGGACAUUGGUGGGCAGCCGAGGUUUCGGUCGAUGUGGGAAAGAUAUUGCAGAGGAGUGAACGCCAUUGUGUACAUGGUGGACGCGGCUGAUUCCGAGAAGAUUGAGGCCAGUCGCAAUGAAUUGCACAAUUUACUGGACAAGCCGCAAUUGUCGGGGAUACCAGUGUUGGUUCUCGGCAAUAAGAGGGAUCUACCUCAUUCGUUGGAUGAAAACGGGCUCAUAGAAAGAAUGAACCUGUCUGCGAUUCAGGACCGUGAGAUUUGUUGCUACAGUAUUUCGUGUAAAGAAAAGGACAAUAUUGACAUAACGUUACAGUGGCUCAUAGCGCAUUCUAAAAGUGGAGUUCGCUAAUAUCCUUAAAAUAUCCCAUUUGUUAGUAUCGGAGAGUGAUACUGAUGACAGUAUUGGGAUCAAUCGUGGAAGGAGCCCAUCGAGCAAACUUUGUUCAAAACUGAGUCAUUAUUGUAGAAAAACUACUUUAAACUUAAGCUUUAGCCGGUCUGAGUUGGAAAAGGUGCGAAUGCCGCAGUAAAAUUUAACAAAAAAAAAAAAUGAAAAAAGAAGAUACCAUGCUUAAUGCCAAGUAUGCGCUCGUGUGAGUUAUACUAUUAAGGCACAUCACAUCCCGCGCGAGCACCGUUAGUCAUAAGGAACAGUUUUUUAUAUUUUCGUUUAUAGGUAAGUCCAAGAGUAUAUUCCAAUACCCAAAUAACAAUUAUAUAUAUAAUUAGCAUCUCUGUAUCUUUUUCUAUGGUUGCUGCUAUUGUAAAGCUGAAGUAAUACCGAUAUAAUCGCAGUUAAUUAUUGUGAUAUAUUGAUAGUCUAGAUGUCGAUAUUCUUAUUUCUUCUCUUGUACUCUCGAAGGAUACCAAGCGUUUAAUGUGUAAAUUAGAGAAAAAAAAUGGUAGCUAUUACGAAUUACACGCGCAAAGAUAUCAUUAUUGAUUACUAUGAUAUAUAGUACACCUUCUCGAGGAACUUUAAUAACAAAUAAAAACGACAUAUUGCAAACAUCGGAUCAUAUUAAGUGUAUCCAAUGUUAAAUUGCACGUCUAGAUCUUCGUACUGUUGAGCCAGUUACCAUUCCUUCGUUUCCUCCGACUUUGAGAAAGCAACAAUCCCGCACUGUUUAUAUGCGUUUGUACGAAUCUGUGUUUCACAGGUUUUGGGAUUAAAGCAUUAGGAAGUGUGAAAGGCAACUCAGAAGGUACAUAUGGGAAAAUCCUCGCGAAAAGUAAAAGCUCCGUAUAUUGCAUGUGAUCGUCUAUAAAAUAAUGCAUUGCAACAGAAUCGAUAAAUCCAACUUUUUUUUUUUAGUUCCGGAGAGACGCCAGGAAGUUUAUGUGAAAACGCAUGCUCGCACACCUUUCACUGUUUUCUCCUAUGAAUCAAUUUCUCCUUUUUAUUCAUAUCUAUCGAUAUAUAAAGUUUUCAUAGAGUACACCUAGAUUUCCCUCGGUCAUUUUUCUUCGCGGUUUGCGGCUCCAGCUGUUUUACAACGACCCGAGAGCCGCAACUUUGUCUCGAAGAAAUGAAAUUGACCGGCUGUGUGUUCAUCUUCUUUUCUAUAAAAUUACAUAUUAUCCUGUGGUCGAGACGCUUCUCCCUUUUCUUUUUCUCUCAUUUUUCUGCCGAUAUAAUAAACGGGGAAGGGAGGGGGCUUCAAAUUGCUGAACUGAAGUUUCGCUACGUUAUACUUCGCUCCAUAUGAAGUACAGUAUUUCUUUCUAGCGGUGUUCGUUACAGCCAACUUUUGCUAUAUUUAUUAACUACACUCAUGACUCACUCUUAAUAAAGUGGCCACAAUAAUAUAUUAAAUCUUCUGCAAAAGAUCAGUUACACAUUACAGCAGAAAAGAUCAUGUUUCCCUCGCGAGCUCGCCACACAACGAUUUACGGAUACAUGUACAUUGUAAAGGUAGAAACAAUUCUAUCUUGUUUCCCGUUUUCCUUUUUUUUUUUCCUCUUCAUAAUGCAUACGUUAUAAUACAGAGUCAUGGAUGGAAUGAUUCCUUUCCACCUUUCUGGGACAGAAAACAUAUGCAUACGCGCACGUAAACGUCGCGAUACAUGCGCGCAAUCAAAGUUCAAAGAUCAAGUAUCGUGGUAAGAGUACACGUGUUGGAUAAUUUCAUAUACGAGACGUUGCAGAGAAUAUAGAUAGUAUAUAUAUGUGUGUGUGUGUGUAAAAAAAAAA